Myxocyprinus asiaticus (Chinese sucker) is the source of this 5202-nucleotide messenger RNA. RefSeq names its product netrin-G2-like. The transcript has 16 exons. The record is from RefSeq and is a predicted model, not a curated record. Lineage: Eukaryota; Metazoa; Chordata; Actinopteri; Cypriniformes; Catostomidae. The coding region runs from base 756 to 4199 and encodes 1147 amino acids.
GCGUACAAGUCGACAUUCUCACUUUUGGAGACUUCACAACACGCACACCCUCCUCCGGUAAUUCAGCAUCUCCUGCAGAACUAGGGCACCUCCCGCGCGCCUGUGUGCAUCUCUCAGGGUGGUUGGAAAACUCUCCGGUAGAUAGGGAUAAAAUAAAAACAAACACGGAAGGACCGCAUCCUCGCUGCGGGAGUCGAAGCGGCUCCAAGUGAGCGGAGGACAGCGCGCGCGCACGUCACGCGCUCGGACCUUGGACAGCGGCUGCUGAAGUCAUAUUGGAGUAAAGGAUGGAACUUGACGGCUAUUUCUGAUUCUUGCUUUCAGAGUUUCGCACCCUUGUACUCGAGUUCUAGCUUGUAAAUAUGCUCUGCAGCGGCAUGCACAAGGAUCUGCUAUGGAUGUAGGUUCGAGAGAAAGCAUCAGCAUCUUUGACCAAGCACAUCAGGACAGUGUCCAAGCGCACAAAUAUAAGAUUUGCCCUCGCAGUGCAAACGACAUAAAACUCAAUACAUUAGAUUUACAAGGAUUCCCCCCAAACGUAUAAUUAUAAACACCCUUUUUAUGCACAUAUUUUUCUAGAUUUUACUUUUUCUCUUGGAAUAAAUCAAAGCAUGACCGUGGUGAGGUUAUGGGAUGCUUUAACUUGACCACCGGUGCUGCUGUUCCAUGUUAAAGCGUCACCCCUCUGUACCCACGGUGGUCCCUCUCCUGUUUCUCUGGACCCACGGAAAUCCUCUCUCGGUCGCGCGACUGCCAUGCGUGCAUGCACCGGGCUCCUCUUCCUGCUUGUGCACCUACUGGCGCGAGCCCGAGGCCAGUAUGACCAGUGCAAGUCGCUCGUGAGCACAGACGAAGGCGCCAUGUGGGAGCAUUAUGCGUGCCAACCCAAAGCCCAGUUCAUGAAGGAGUACAUGCGCAUCCAGGUUGAGCCACCGGGCAUCACUUGUGGGAACCCGCCGGAGAGAUUCUGCACACUGGAGAAUCCAUACCUCUGCAGUGAUGAAUGUGAUGCAUCCAACCCUGACCUGGCACACCCGCCGCAGCUGAUGCAGGAUCGAGAGCGCAGUGGUCUGAUCACCUACUGGCAGACGGUCACGUGGCGGCGAUAUCCUGAACCUCUUCAAGCGAACAUCACCCUGACCUGGAACAAGACCCUUGAGCUCACCGACGAUAUUCAAAUCACCUUUGAGUACGGCCGACCCACUAUCAUGGUACUAGAAAAAUCGCUUAAUUUCGGCCGCACAUGGCAGGCCUACCAGUACUACGCAGACGACUGUGUGGACGCAUUUAACAUGCCGGCAAGACGUGUACGUGAUCUGAACGCGGCCAACGCCACGCGUGUGAUCUGCACAGAACACUAUUCACGCUGGGUCGGGUCUAAGAAUGAGAAGGUCGUGAGGUUCGAGGUGCGGUCACGUUUCGCCAUAUUUGCCGGCCCGAGACUGCUGAAUAUGGAAGGGUUGUACACACGGAUGGAGAGCAUGAAGGGUCUACGAGAUUUCUUCACGUUUACGAAUCUGAGGCUCCGCCUACUUAGACCCGCCCUCGGUGGAACGUACGUCCAGAGAGACAACCUGCUCAAAUACUUCUACGCCAUUUCGAAUGUAGAGGUACUAGCCAGGUGUCAGUGUAAUCUUCAUGCAUCUCAGUGCGUGUAUGUGGACGGCAACUUGCAGUGUCAGUGUGAACACAACACGACUGGACAGGACUGCCAGCGAUGCAAAAAAGGAUACAAAGCCAAGACCUGGAAAGCAGGAUCGUACUUACCCACACCGAACGGAUCCCCCAAUACAUGUUCUCAGGCCCUGGCUGGUUCUUCUUCUGGUUCCAUGACUGAUGCAUCUUCUGAAGAUUUCACUACAACAAUAACUGAUUCUCCAGCUUUGAACACAGAUGUCCCUCCACCAACCAUUGAAACACAAACCAUAGCUAAAACAGAGAUUACGACCCCUCCUACCACUACUGAAGCCCCACCCCCAAACACACCCCCUCCUAGUCCUCUCAGUGAGCUACCUAAACCACUUGCUCUCACUGAGGCCACGCCUCUCAAAGCCACAGCCCUGGAGGAGGGGCCUGUUCCUGAACUUCCAGAGAGCAAAGAAGCCUCAAAACCUGAGAAAAAGGACUCAGGUAAACCUGGGAAGCCAGUGAAAAAGACAGAUAUGAAAGCACCUCCAAAGACUAAUGCAAAGGAUCCUGGAAAAAAGGUUAAACCUCUAGUCAGAGGUGAACAAAAGGAAAAAAAGAAAGAAGCACAAAUAAAAGCAAAUGAGAAAAAAGCAUUCCCUACAGCACCUCCAGUGGAGGAUUUUGGGAAGGGUGAGGAGAUUUCUAAGAAGGAUGCGGAACCUUCUGGGAAAGACAAAGUAAUUGAUGAAGAAAUGAAGAGAGUGGAAAGUGUUCAGGAGAAUGAGGGAAACAGGGAGGAAAUUGCCACCAGUGAACAAGUGACACCAAUACUUGAACCUGUUGCAUCAAUGCCAGAGUCUUUCAAGCCAAUACCAAAGUCCAUUGAGUCAAUACCAGAGUCUGCUGAGUCAAUACCAGAGUCCAUUGAAUCAAUACCGGAGUCUGCUGAGUCAAUACCAGAGUCUGCUAAAUCAAUACCAGAGUCCGUUGAAUCAAUACCGGAGUCUGCUGAGUCAAUACCAGAGUCUGACGAGUCAAUACCGGAAUCUGUUGAGUCAAUACCCGAGUCUGGUAAGUCAAUACCGGAGUCUGGUGAGUCAAUACCGGAGUCUGGUGAGUCAAUACCAGAGUCUGGUGAGUCAAUACUAGAAUCUGUUGAGUCAAUACUGGAGUCUGCUGACUCAAUACCGGAGUAUGCAGAGUCAAUACCGGAGUCUGGCGAAUCAAUACAAGAAUCUGUUGAGUCAAUUCCUGAGUCUGGUAAGUCAAUACCAGAGUCUGCUGAGUCAAUACCGGAGUCUGGUGAGUCAGUACCAGAGUCUGGUGAGUCAAUACCAGAGUCUGGCCAGUCAAUACCAGAGUCUGCUGAGUCAAUAGCAGAGUCUGCUGAGUCAAUACCAGAGUCUGUUGAGCCAAUAACGGAAUAUGUUGAACCAAUACCAGAGUCUGCUGAGAUAAUACGGGAAUCUGUCCCGCCAAAACCGGCACCUAUCAAGCCAAUACGGGAGUCUGUCAAGCCAAUAUCAGAAUCUGUCACACCAAAAAUGGAAUCUGGCCCACUAGUACUGGAGUCUUUCUGGCCAGUAUCGGAGUCAGUCACACCAAAAGAAGAGCCAGUUUCACCUGUUGUCAAGCCAGAUGAAUCAGUACUAGAGCCUGAAAUCUCAGUAGCAAAACCUGUAAUGCCAAAACUAGAGAAACCCAAAAAAUCAGAGGAAGCAGAAAAAUCCUCACAGAAGGAAGGAAAUAAAGAAGAAAGGGAAAAUGAAGGGACUGAUAAACAGACAGAUGCUGAAGUGCCGCCCAAACCCUCUAAGGAAGAGGGUGAAAGAGGAGAUGAGGAAAAAGAGGAUUUUUUAGAAAAAGAGAGUAAAGGAGAGAAACCAUAUGAAAAAGAGCGUGAAGUAAAGACUUUUGAAGAGGAGUGGAAAAAGGAAGAUAAAAUAGAGGACAAAGAUGAAGAGAAUAAAAAAGCGCUUCAGAAGUUCUUAUUAUCUGGAGGGCUGCAGACAGUGCAACUAAAAGGAAUCAUAUAUGAUGACUUUAAAGAUUGUGAAUGUAAUGGACACUCUAACCGCUGCAGUUAUAUAGACUUCCUGAACAUCGUCACGUGUGUGAGCUGCAAACACAACACGCGUGGUCAAAACUGCGAGCAUUGUCGCAUGGGCUUCUACAAAAACACUUCUGCGGAGCCUGAUGACGAGAAUGUCUGUGUCGAGUGUAACUGUAAUACAAUAGGCUCAGUUCAUGACCGCUGUAACGGUACCGGGUUCUGUCAAUGUAAAGAUGGCGCCACUGGAGUCAAAUGUGAUGAGUGUCUCCCCGGUUACUAUUGGAAACAGGGCUGCUUCCCAAACGUGUGUGACGAGGAGUUACUAUUGUGCCAGAACGGGGGGACAUGCUUUCAAAAUCAGCGCUGUGUUUGCGCACCGGACUUUAAGGGUGUUUUGUGCCAACAGUCUCGCUGCGAUGGAGGUAAAAAGUGUAACCAUGCCAGCGCACUCACUUUGAGCCUGGCACUGCUGCUCUGCCCGCUCCUUGCCAUCCUGCUGGGCUCCGCCACCUCCUGAGAUACCCCUGCUUCAGCACCAGCGGCCACAGAGAGGGAAUGCCGCUCACCAUCGCCCUCAAAAGGACGCAGAUCGCCCAGCAGGAGAUCAAGAUCGAGAGCGAGACUAAAAGACUCUAGUAGGGCUACAAAUAAAAGGAACUCAAAGCACUCCUCGCAUAUACGCCAAGGAUGAAAGAUACCAAAAACACACACACAUACACACUACACACAAAUUAAAAUAAACCAACAAGAAGGGAUUUCUUCAUCAGUUGCUGUGAGAUUCAAUGCUCACCGCGCUUCCUUUGCUCUGAUUGGCUCGAUGGAAGGGCAUGUUCUCACAUGGAUGGACAGUCUGACCGUGGCGUCUAGAAGGUUCUGUCUUUACGGAAAGACGGGAAAGCUGCGGCUUCACAUUUCUACACUCUUCCGAUGCAUUUUUUAACAUUCAGAUGUAUGUAAUGAGCGCUCACUGUUAUUCCAAAAAAGCAAAGAUUAUGAAUAUGAUUGUGAUAUUUGUUAUCAUGAAUAUUAAGAUUUUAGGCACUGUACCGCUGGUUGUUAUAGGAAUGUUUGUUGCCACAGUUAGAGAGCAUUAAUAUUUACAAAGUAUUCAGGACACAAACAAAGUAUCCAACUCUUAUGAGAAGAUAUCUAAUCAAAUCUAAUUAUUGUAAACCCACACAUUAUUGGAUUAUUUUUGGUAGAGAAUAUUUUUGUUUGGAUCUACAUCUAUACAUAAGAGGCAAAAAGGUUUUAUUAUACUGUAAACUUUACAGCACACAAAUUAUAUAGUAUGAAUCUAUAACGUAGAGUUUACACUGUACACUUUACAGUCAGGUAUUACAAAGGAUGAAUUUAAGCACUAAAUGUACCAAGAGUGAAAAUAGAAUACAGAAUUUAUUGCAAAAGUGUAGGAUGGGGUUUAUUGCACUGUAAAACUUGCAGUUAAUGAAUUUACAAAAUUAAAAUAAAUGGAUGAAAUUUUACAUCACUGUAAACAUUGCAGUAAAUGUGACUGUUAC